Thermothelomyces thermophilus ATCC 42464 is the source of this 864-nucleotide messenger RNA. RefSeq lists its product as uncharacterized. Bases 1 to 864 code for a protein of 287 amino acids. The record is from RefSeq and is a predicted model, not a curated record. NCBI's taxonomy places the organism in Eukaryota, Fungi, Ascomycota, Sordariomycetes, Sordariales, Chaetomiaceae. The transcript is spliced from 4 exons.
AUGGAAAGCCUGUUCAAGGUUGACGGAGAAAACGUUCAGCUUACGCUACAGCGGCUCAUAGAAGAGUCCAUUUCGCAGCGCGUUACCCGGUGGAAGACCAAGCAGAAAAAGAUCCCCGGCCGGGAGCUCGCGGCACAGAUCGUCGCCAUGUGCUGGGGCCAGGACUCCCUUCCCUCGGCGGGGCCUGGAUGUCUUAUGCGGGACACUAAGGGGGGUUACGUUUAUGUUCCUUACGAUGAGGGUAGAGAUGGGCUUCCCCCUGCUCUCGAAGAACGCAUAGACAAGCUCGAGCGCUGGUUUCGAAACCCCGCCAACGGCCCGACCGUGCGCGAGCUGGACAAACUCCUGGAGAAAGAGGUCAACGAGAAAUGUUUCUGGGAGUUCCUGGAUGGCGACAAUGCUUCGCGAAUCGAUUUUCAUGGGAAGUUGUACAACAUGGACUGGAAUUGCACUGAAAGCGAAGUUAUCGAUUCUUUGGAGGCUUAUUCGAACCCUUUAUUCAACCGUGACGCCGUUCGGGACAGGCUCUUGAGGGACCUUGCGACAAUCUACCAUCCCCGAGACGCCGUCGAGGAGGCCGAGCUGUAUGUUCUCUGUAAUGAGCGGGAUGUGGCUAGACCGAUGGCAGAGUGCAAGUGGAAGCCACUGAGAAGACGGCCCAACGACGUCAAGCUCAUGAAGCGGGAGAGUCGGGAGGAAAGCAAAUGGGUGGCCAUCAUUCGGCCUUCGCUGCUGAGGCACUAUAAGCUCUGCAACCGAGUCUUCAACCUCCAGAGACGGCAGAUGAAGUUCUGCCAAGAGAUCGAGCCCUCUCUUCUCCAGAAACCGCAAGAAACAGGAAGACAAUAUUUUAAUGGAGGCUAG